GAACAAACAACAGUACUCACUUGAGGAAAACAGAAAUUCCACCUUAACCAGCACUUUUUAAGAAACCUGAGGCUUCUAUCUGAGGUGAUCUAAACACUUCCUUCAGGAGUUAAUAUAUAUUAUAUAUUUUCUUUUGGUUUGCAACGCAGAGUUUACAACUCAUUCUGGUGAUUCAGCAGCUAUGCAGCUUGAAAUCCAAGUAGCGCUUAAUUUUAUCAUCUCAUAUUUGUACAAUAAACUCCCAAGGCGACGAGUUAACAUUUUUGGAGAAGAAUUAGAACAGCUGCUGAAGAAGAAAUAUGAAGGGCACUGGUAUCCGGACAAGCCAUACAGAGGAUCUGGGUACAGGUGUAUACAUGUAGGGGAAGCCAUUGAUCCUGUCAUCGAGCAAGCUGCCAAAGAGAGUGGACUAGACAUGAAGGAUGUUCGUGACAACCUGCCUGAGGACUUGAGUGUCUGGAUAGAUCCCUUCGAGGUGUCGUAUCAGAUUGGAGAGAAAGGGCCUGUCAAGGUGCUAUAUGUGGAUGAUAACAAUGAUACUGGGACUGAUCUGGACAAAGAAAUCAAAAACAGCUUCAACCCUGAGGCUCAGGUCUUUAUGCCCAUUUGUGACCCAGCUGGGGGCUCAUCUGUAUCCAGCUCCCCAUCCCCCCCAUUUGGUCACUCUGCUGCCGUGAGCCCCACUUUCAUGCCUCGUUCCGCCCAGCCUUUAACAUUCACCACUGCCACUUUUGCUGCUACAAAGUUCGGCUCGACCAAAAUGAAGAGCAGUGGCCGCAGUAAGGUCGCUCGCGCAUCCCCCACUAACCUUGGCUUGAACAUGAAUAACCUGCUGAAGCAGAAAACCAUGUCAACAUCCAUGCACACUCUCUAUGGGCUUGGUGUGGGCAACCAGCAGCAACAGAAGACUUCAGCCCUUUCUCCCAAUGCCAAGGAGUUUGUUUUCCCUGGCAUCCAGGGGCAGGGUGGUACCAGUGCAAUGUUCCCAGGGGACAGUCCCCUAAACCUCAGCCCUCUCCAGUAUGGUAAUGCCUUUGACAUGUUUGCCUAUGGAGGCCUCAAUGAAAAAUCCUUUGUCGAUGGUCUGAAUUUCAGCCUCAGUAACAUGCAGUAUUCUAACCAGCAGUUCCAACCUGUCAUGGCUAAUUAAAAAGGGGAAGAAAAUUCUAUACAUAUAAAUAUUAAGUCCUAAUUGUAAAAGUUUAAACUUAACUGAACCCAAGGGUGUUUUUUCCCCCCUUAACUCCCUUGAGAACUUUUUUCUUUUUUAUGAAUGGUUUUGAAAUGGGGGAAAUAAGCUUGUAGUUUUGGCGCUUGGUUAUUUAAGCAUAAAAGUUUUUUGUUUUUGCCAACCAAGCACAAAAAUGAUUUUAUAUGGACUGUGUACCUUUUUAAAAAUAAAAAAAGUUGUGGAGACAACCUCCUCAAACAGUAUUUACACUUGGACAGGACAUGGGCUGAUUUAACAAUUGGCACUAAUAAAAGUGGGAUUUCUGGUCUUUUGUAAUUGUAUAAUUUAAUUUAGUAUGAAGUUUGUAAAAUAUCAGAGUAUAUAUUGUUUCUACAACACGGUAUUGCAUUUAUAUCUUUUUACUACAGUGAUCUGUGAUGGCUGCAAUAGCUUGCAUUCUAUUUUUUUUUACAAAUCGUUGUAAAAAAAAGAAAUCCAUAUUCAGGCAUCAAACUACUCUUAAAAAGAUUGUGUACAGGAUAUUCCUUAGUGAUGGUGUUUAAAGUGUAGAAAUUUCAGCUUUUUUUGGAAAAACAUGAGAGUUGUAUUUUCUGUUAAGAGUUUAAAAAAGUAAAAAUAAUUUUUUUUGCUAUAUAUUAUGGACAAAUGUAAUCGUAAAUAUUAAUUUUGUACCUACCUUGUGCAAUACUUGAUAAAAACAGUAUAACAAAGUAUUUUGAGUCUGUGUCUUACCUGUUAAGAGGGACUAAGUUUAUAUUGAUAAAAGUUUGUAUUAAAAUAAUUUAAAAGUUACAUGUCUUGGGGCAUCCUUUCCUGUUUCAUAUCAUUGUAAAAUCAUUGGGUAAAACCAAAUACAGUAGGUGAACACCUGAAUAUGUAUAAAUUCUUUAAAUCUUAAUUUUUCACCCUAAUUCUGCACCAUUCCUAAAAUAGCACGUGCUGAUGCAUCCUGACUUUUUUAAAAUCCGUGAUUUAUAAAUUCAGCUGUCCAAUACAAAACUCUGCAGAGAAUCUGUAUUCUGAUUUUUCUCAGCUUUCCAAAAAAGUUGAUUGUAUUCUUGUUUACAAGGUUCUAUGGUGAUGGAAUUGGAAUUUUUCAAAUGAUCAUGGAUUUGAUUGUGUAAAUACAAAAACUAUUUGAUCCAUUGGGGAUAUUGAAAUAAAGGGAGUAUAUCCAUAAUACUAAAAUAAUUGUUGUCCAGGAAGUAAACUACUACUUCCAUGGGCUGGUAGAUAUCGAGAAUUCUUCUUGAGAAUGCCAUAAACAGUUUAAAAUUUGAGAAUAAGAUUGCUAGGUUUCCUUUGUGUCAGGGUAUCUGAUGAAAUGAUGGGUAAAUGAACUUCAUUUACAGAUCAGCUAUGACAUAAUUGAAUGGGGAAGCAUGCUUGAACGGAGUAGUCUUCCAUUUUGAUUCAUUAAGUAAUCCACAUUUAAUGUUUGGUCUUGAUCAGUCUGGUGAAUGAUGCUGUUUUAAUUCAUUUGCAUGUAUGUCAGAUGCCCUCUGCCAGUUGCCCCAUUUCUUACGCCUUAAUAGCACGAUGUAUAAAUGAGGUGACAGUUGGUGAGAGCCAUACAGGGUGGUGGAUGUGUUUCCAUAUUUGAAGAUAUUGCAGGGUUUUUCUAUGUAAAAACUAUUGAGUUGAAGCAAAACUUGCUUUUCAUGUCAAUGAUAGCCCUUUAGAUGGAAUGGGAAGUAGCAGCUACAUGUGACAGCUUCAUUUGUAAGCACCAUUCCUUUGGAUCGUAAUGCAAGCAGUUGGAUAGUGAAGGGGGUAGACUGUGCUGUUGAGGUGUAUUGCAUCUUUGGCAGCUCCUUAUUCACUGGAAUUUGAUCAGUGCAGGUGUCCCAACACCCGUUGGAUCAGUCUUGCAUUCUAAGCAUUUCCUUCUAAAAAGCGUUUUGUCUUGAUCAGAAAUAAUGUAUAAAACAACUGUAGAUGCUGGGGAUCUGAAACAAAUUGCUGCAGAAACUCAGCAGGUCUGGUAGCAUCUGUGAAGAGAAUAAUAUUUUGUUCAGUGACCCUUCAGAGCUAUCUAAAGAAGGGCCACUGAACUCAACUUAAGUCUGUUUUCUCUUUGCAGAAAUUGUAUGUGUUUUCUAAAACCCAAAAAAUGCUUGUUGGCAUGGUGGAAGAAAAUUUAAGAAAAAUCUGACUGAACAAUUUAGUGCAGAUUUUUCAAACUGCUGUUUUUUGUGAAGUUUGCAUCUCCAGAACCCCCACUACAAUCUCAAUACCCUAACUAGAGGAGUCCAAUCAAUAUAUUUUUACUGUUUGGAAAGCUAAUCACCAUCUUUUACAAGUAAUUGUGCCUAUAAAUGUGCUGUACUGUAUGGCAGUAUUUGUUCUUGAGAUUAGUACAGGCAAUUGAAUUAACCAUGAGUGGGUACGAUGGAGUAUGUUAAACUUUUCAGUGAUUUUGUUAAAUGGGUAUAGUGUUCUAUUUUUUUUUAAAAGUCUUCCAUUGGGAAGUUUCAGUGUACUGUGGUCUGAUUGAACUCUUCCACAUUUUGUGCAAAUGUACUUUGCUCUGAGCCUUUGUCAAAGGUCUUGCUAGUGUUAACAUUGUAACUGGCAUCAGUUUAUUUUAUUUCCUGAAUUAAAUACAUAUGUUUAAAAUUG
Messenger RNA from Rhincodon typus (whale shark), 3814 nucleotides. Its product is annotated as protein Tob1. The record is from RefSeq and is a predicted model, not a curated record. Gene Ontology annotation, cellular component: nucleus; cytoplasm. Bases 182 to 1150 code for a protein of 322 amino acids. Gene Ontology annotation, molecular function: transcription corepressor activity. The transcript has a single exon. Lineage: Eukaryota; Metazoa; Chordata; Chondrichthyes; Orectolobiformes; Rhincodontidae. Gene Ontology annotation, biological process: regulation of gene expression.